CUUUCAGUGAAAGGCUUGCAUUACCAGAAAGUUACUGGAGGGGAUGAUACAAGCGAGCAACUGUAUCCUCUCUGAAAAGGAAAGUUUGGGGUGUGAUUAGGUUGAGAGGGGGAAAAAAGAAAAAAGCUCUCACAUGAGAGGAAGUGCAUGAUACCAAAAAGUCAAGGGAGCUUGCCAUGCCAAGCAGAGUGACUGCGUGACUCCCUUUGUCAGCACACAUACAGACUCCAGCUCUGCACCUCCUCUGUCAGAGCAGGAGCUCUCUUCUUACUGACUGGACUUCUGAGGGAGCAGGGAGGGACGUCCGCUUGAAUGCCAUCACCCAAAACUGUGAAUGUGACCAUCAGCAAUCGAGUGUCAUCGCCUGUCCCUUGGAGACAGUCCAUGGACCUAAGUCUGAGCCACAGGUUGUUGCAUCCAGGACCAGAUUCUGGGAUUCUGGCCCCUCACCCUCCUUUCUUCCUGGGGUCCCUUAACCCUCAGCAUUGUCCACAGUUUUCACAGCCACACAUGCAGUACAACGCUGAACAAAGGCAAAAGAUGGACGAGAAGCCAGAAGAGCAGCUGAUGCGAAAGAGUAAAAAUGAGCAGAGCGCUGUUGCCAGUUCGUUUGUCAAAAGAAAACUUCGGGACCACAUCAUUAUGAAGAACCAUGAGAGGGUCACUCCCAGCCACCCCAGCCCUCCCCCAGGAUAUGGGUUACCGGUUUCUAACAUGUCCCCAAAGCCGCAGCCAGGAGCCUGUGACCAGCGUCAGGACCUGGCCCUUCGAAGAACAGUCUCAGAGCCCACACUCAAGUGGAAGUUGAAAAAACUCAUCUCCAUGAGGCCUAACCCACUGCAGCGCAAGAUCAGCGCUCCCCCCUCUGUCAAACAUAAGACAGAAACUCUGGACUCAUCCCCGAGCAGCUGCAGCAGCUCCUCUGCAUCAGGAUGCAGCUCACCAAAUGAUACCCUGUACGACCUUGGCCCCCCACCACCAGCUCAUGAGUCUCAACGAAUGCUGUUGAAAAAUGGAAGCAUGGCGCCCAGCUCUCUACCCAUCAGCCCCACCACCAUGCCCAACAUCACAGCUGGACUUCCUGCACAGGCUGACUUGCACAUAAGACAACAAAUGGCUCUCCAACCUGUCUACCUGCAUUCGGAAGGAAGCAGUCAAGCUCUGCUUCAGCGCUUGCAGCCAUUGAUCAUUUUUGAACCACGCACUGGCUUUGUCCACUCCCAGCUCAUCUCUGUUCAUGGCCUGAGUUCUAUCGCUCACCAGCAUCCUCCUCACCUGCCGUCCCCCUCCAAAGAAGGCUUGGUCACUUUGCCUUCUCACCAAACUGUGAAGCGGACAUAUUCAGAGCCACUGCCGCAUAGCCACUCAGCUCUUCCCCCCCGCACGUCCCACCACCAACACAUUCAGCAGCAGUUGUCCCAGGACUACCACAAGAAUGGAUUGGAGAGGUUCAAACUAGGCUCUCACUUUAUUAAGAAAUGCAGCAACAGGCCAGACCUUCAUGAGGAGGACAUGGACCUAGAGAGCGGUACGGGAUCAGGGACAGGGUCGGCUUGCAGCUCAGAACCGGGCUCACUGUGUGAUGACGGUCGGCACCGAAGGCAAAGCAGCGCCAGCACUGAUUCCGUUGGUGACACAGAAUCCAUCACCUCCUCCAGAGACAGCCUGAUCGAGUCUUCCCUUUCACCCAGCCAGAGACAGCUGAACGUCAGAGCAAGUCUGCAGCCGGAUGCGCUGACCGUACCAACUGCCUUUUGGCACAAGCCGGUGUACCGGACGCGCUCCUUACCGCCCUCCACCUCGCUGCUCUCCACCUCGCAGCCCUGCGUGACGGUGCCGUCUCUGACGUUGUCUAACGCCGGUUCAGACGUGAAGUUACGCUUCACUACAGGUCUGGCGUAUGAUUCUCAGAUGCAGAGGCACCAGUGUUCAUGUGGAGACAACAGCCGCCACCCUGAGCAUUCGGGUAGGAUUCAGAGCGUCUGGUCCAGACUAAAUGAAAGAGGGCUGAAAAACCAGUGCGAGUGCAUCCAGAGCAGAAAGGCCACAGCCGAGGAGCUGCAGUCAAUUCAUUCAGAAAAGCAUGUGCAUUUGUUUGGCAACGACACGCUCAGCCGCCUCAAGCAGGACAACCACAAACUCACUGGACCUCAGCCUCUUUUUGUCUUACUUCCAUGUGGAGGGGUUGGGGUGGACAUUGACACAGUGUGGAAUGAGCAUCACACUGCAGCAGCAUCUCGCAUCGCCGCCGGGUGUGUCAUAGACUUGGCGCUGAAGGUGGCACAGAGAGAGCUAAGGAAUGGCUUUGCAGUGGUGAGGCCCCCAGGUCACCAUGCAACCCACUCCUCCCCUCUGGGCUUCUGUUUCUUUAACUCUGUGGCUAUCGCUGCCAAGCAGCUCCAAAGCAAGCUCAACGUCAGCAAAAUCCUCAUAGUAGACUGGGAUGUUCAUCAUGGAAACGGCACCCAGGAGGCCUUCUACGAUGACCCAAGUGUCCUCUACAUCUCUCUGCAUCGCUAUGAUGACGGAAAUUUCUUUCCCGGUAGUGGAAAUCCUAACGAGGUGGGUUCAGGUGAAGGGAAAGGCUUCAACGUGAAUGUCGGAUGGAUGGGCGGCUUGAACCCUCCGAUGGGCGACGCAGAAUACCUGGCUGCAUUUAGAGCUGUGGUGAUGCCCAUCGCACACGAGUUCUCCCCUGAAGUUGUGCUGGUGUCCGCUGGCUUUGAUGCUGUGGAGGGACAUUCUGCUGCGCUGGGAGGCUACAAGGUUACCGCCAAAUGUUUUGGCUUCCUGACUCGUCAGCUGAUGUCGCUAGCCGGUGGCAGAGUGGUCCUCGCCCUGGAGGGGGGGCACGACCUCAAAGCCAUCUGUGACGCCUCUGAAGCCUGCGUUAGCGCCCUGUUGGGCAUGGAGGUGGAGCCCCUGUCCCAGUCUGUGCUGGACCAGAAGCCCUGUGAAAACGCAGUGCGCUCACUGCAGAGGGUCAUCCAGGUUCAGGGUGAAUUCUGGCAGAGUGUGAGGGAUUCUGCCGCCACCGUGGAUCUGUCCUACCUGCAGGCGCAGAGACAAAGGCUUAGGCGGGACUCCGACAGUGAGGCUGUCAGCGCCAUCGCCUCCCUGUCCAUGGGAUCGCUCACAUCUGAGAGGAAACAGCAGGAAAAAAAGUCGGAGAAAAUGGAUUCCCUUUGAGGAAAGAGCUGCCAUGCUGCUGCCUUCAAACUAAUCUCAGUGGAAACUCACACAUUUACACAAAGUUUGGAUCAUCACUGGAAGCAGAUCUCACCUUGGGCAGAAGUUGCAUUGCUGCAGACUGCAGUCCGACCACCUUGAUUCUUGCACACACUGCAGACCAGCGUUCAUUUUAAAUUAACAACAACAAAAACGGAUUUAUGAAGAGCCUUUUACUGUUUGGAAGCACCUAGUGCAACAUGAACAAAUAUGAGAGGAGGCCCGUCUCUGUGACUGAAAAUAUUGACUUUGUUCAUGACUCCUGCAGGACCUUCUUAGAGUCUUUUAGCUUUGAAGGUUUAGUGAAACCAGAAAGGAAGACGACGAGUGAAGGAGAGCCGGCGUGCUCUGUACGCUUAAGAUAAGUCAGAUGAUGAAAAUUCGAUGAAGGAAACAUUCCUUCUGAUCCUCUUGCACUGCGUUAUUUUGGACCUGGACAAGAUGCUAGAAAAGCAUGUUGACAAUCAUACAUCUUGUUUGUUCCUGGUUUUGCUUCAUUUGAAUAUUAGUUUGACCCGUUGGCGACCAAUUCUGGGAAUGUCAGCGGGAGAUAUUUUAAAGAAACCAGAAAUUCAAAGUGAAGCUACAAUGGAGUCUGAUACAUGUGUUUCAUAUUGUUUUCUGUGUCCACAUAUUUUCCCUGAACUUCUUUCUUCUUUUUUUUUGUUGGCAUGUCAGGCGAGCAUAUGCAGCACGGCUUCAGAAAGCUGCACUUAUUGUUGUUGUCUCCCUGACAUGGUUCUUCAAUAUUUAAAUAUGCUGUAGUUUGCCGUGGUGGCGAUAGUCCCAGCCGUGAAGAGCUGGUACCUCUGGUCACUGGGGCGAGGUCGCAGUAUCCAGGGAUGCAGACAUUUUUGCACCCAAUCUGACGUGACCACUCAUGCAUCGUCAACGUGAUGCAUUUAAAAAUCUUAAAACAAUCUUAAAGUGCACUUAAGCAGCCCUCAGACACGAGGGGCCGGAAUCUCAAUCCCUUCUCAUGUUAGGCGGACCAGUGUUUCUUCCUGUGGAUUAGCAUUCCUGCUGUGUUGGAUCUUUGUCUUUUUGAUCAAACCUGAUCAGUUAUUCUCCCGCGAAGUGCUGUCCUGAUUUAGGCAGCAUCUGACCUCUCAGAUUUAGCAGUGAAGUAGCUGAAUGUUCAGUCAGGGAUGUCUGCAUGGUGCAUUUAGACACAGGUUAAGCGCAACCAAAGUUUACAGUGGGCUGUUUCUGGACAAGCAAAGACUUCAAAGACUUUGAGGAGUUUGUGAAUGUUUUUUUUUUCUUUAAUAUAUCCAAACAGUCAAAAAAGCACCAAAUGCAGAGACGUAUAAACAAAUUCAAAUGACAUGACGUGUAUUUAUACUUUGUCUUUGAAGUGCUCUCUGCGUGUCUAACACAGCUAUGAUGGUGCUAAUACAGUAUGUUUGCUUUUCUUUCGGUUUAGCUCUGUCCUGAUGCUGCGUCCUGCGUGCAACAAAAGUCUGUCCGGAGUUUGUUAAUGUUAUGAAAAUGUGAAAACAUUGAGGAAGCAGCUGCGCGUCAGCUUUGAUGGCCCGACAAGCCGAUUGUAGCUAGAUAGUCUGCCACGACAUCAACCUGACAAACCGCAAUGUCUUAACUUUUUGGUCUUAAUUGAUGCUAAAUAAACUAUUUUUGUAAUUGAGCCGUAAAAAAAAAUGGUAUUCAUCGAAAGACCAAAUUAACAAAAGAAUUGUCUUUUUUAACCUGUGAAAGGCUAAACACUGUGCGCCACGUUGUUACUGACUUUUUUUUUCUGUGCAGUACCACAGAUGCUGACAGAUCAUAUGCUUUUUCUUGAUUGUUUCUAUUUUGUUUCCAGAAUUCUCUAAUAAAAGUAAAUUAUA
Oryzias latipes (Japanese medaka) is the source of this 5075-nucleotide messenger RNA. RefSeq names its product histone deacetylase 7. The record is from RefSeq and is a predicted model, not a curated record. Gene Ontology annotation, molecular function: histone deacetylase activity. Gene Ontology annotation, biological process: epigenetic regulation of gene expression; negative regulation of transcription by RNA polymerase II. NCBI's taxonomy places the organism in Eukaryota, Metazoa, Chordata, Actinopteri, Beloniformes, Adrianichthyidae. Gene Ontology annotation, cellular component: histone deacetylase complex.